This is a messenger RNA of Portunus trituberculatus (swimming crab), 624 nucleotides long. Its product is annotated as putative nuclease HARBI1. The coding region runs from base 1 to 624 and encodes 207 amino acids. The record is from RefSeq and is a predicted model, not a curated record. NCBI's taxonomy places the organism in Eukaryota, Metazoa, Arthropoda, Malacostraca, Decapoda, Portunidae. The transcript has 5 exons.
AUGAUUGUGGCUCCUAGAGAGUAUAAGGUAGAGUUUGUCAACAGGAAGAGAUACCACAGCAUCAACGUGCACGGCAUCGUCCCAGCUGGGUGUCACUUACUGGGAGAUAGUGGCUAUCCCAGCAAGAAGUGGCUACUGACUGCAUACCUCAGACCACAGCCUGGAGCACAGUCUUCUUAUAACAGGGCCCACAAGAAAACCUGCAGCAUUGUUGAGAGAGGCAUCGGGCAGCUGAAGCCACAUUUUCACAUGCCACACAGUGAAAUCCAAGUUGGUCCUCCAUCCAAGGUCUGCCAAAUUGUAGAGGUUUGUGCAUUGCUACACAACAUCUGCAAAGCAAGAAACAUCAUUCUUCCUGAGGAAGAAGAACAUCUUGCUGCAGCCGAGGAUGGAGGCAGCGAGGAGCGACCCCCAGCACAGAAAGUUCAAAGUCGCCAUGAAGGAAUCCUUUACAGGGAUGAAUUUGUUGUGCUUCACUUCAAGUGGAUGAUCUCCUUCUCAUCCAGAAACACCAAUGAUGUACCAGGCAAGUCUGGCCCCUGUUGGUGCCACAUCACUGGUGCUGGAAGUGGUGUGGCAGGUGCCUCUUCCUCAACACCCACUGCCUCGGAAGCCCAUGUCUAA